GUCGUCAUCUUCAUCGUCUAAGAAGAGAGGUCCUACCCGAGGUUCAGAAUUACAUGAGAGGACUUCAGUGAAAAGGGUCAUUGGGAUUAAUGAAUUUGGGCAACCGAAUAUAGGGGUGCAAAUCAGAUCGCAUUCAAUUCAAGCAUUGGUGUUCUCACCCGUGCACACAUUCCGAUCACCUACAUAGACUUUCGGUUGGUGCCUCCACAAUACAUUCAGAGGGUCGGUGAUAUCCUGGCAUAUAGUUAUGAAUUUCAGGAUAACCAAGAAGCGUGGUCACCAUACAUUCAUGAUCGCUGUAAGGCUGCUUGGAGAAAUUUCAAGAACACUUUGCAUGCAAAGUAUAUUAAGGACAAGGAUCCUGCAGUUGUGAAAUCUUAUCCUGCCCCUAUUGGUGUCCCUAUUGAGGAUUGGAUGAUCUUCGUGGAUUAUUGCAAUACUGAUAAAUUCAAGGAAUCAAGUGUAAGAAAUGCAUCCAAUCGAGCCAAACAAGUUGGCCCUUCUACACUUGGUCGGCGUAGCAUGGCUGCCACACGUCAUGAGAUGGCAAUUGAGAGGAAUCUUACUACUGAUGCCGAGGUUGGUAGGGCUGAGGUGUACAUCCGAGCCCAUACAACAAAGGAUAACAAAGUGCAGUUUCCAGAAACCUUUGAAAAAAUAAAAUCGAUUCAAAGUAGUAAUCCCGCAUCUCGGAUGACUAGUGUAAAUGAUGCCCUUACACAGUUAAUUGGGAGUGAUAGUAGAGGGCGCAUGCGGGGGAUAGGUGGAAAUGUAGGUAAGAUUACAUUGAAGAAGACAAUGCCUAUUGUACAUAAGCUCGGUGUGGUGUCGCGGGAACGAGAUAAUUUGGUAGAUAAAUUAGAUGAAAUGCAGAAAAGCCUAGGAGAUCUCCACCAGAAGUUUCAAUGCUUUGUAGAUAAGCAAGGGGAACAAGGGGAUGUGGCUCCACCGACAAUUCCUCCAUUUAAAUCUAGUCAUGCAUCAUCGCUUGAUUUGGUAAAUCUUGGCAAGAGAUGCGAUCUCUGUGAUUGGAAGAAACGGGUAAUUGCUCGUGGUGAGGUGCAUGCAGUGGAUCCAAAAACCUGUGUCCAUGGAGCAGAAAUGGGCGAUGGAAAUUUUAGUGUUGUCCUGAUGGAGAUUAUAGCUCCGCAAUCAGAGCUAUGGAAGGAAGAUGGUUAUCAUGAUACGCUUGGAGAGGUGUACAGAAAUUACACCUCAAACAGAGUAUCAUCUGCUGUAAGUUACUUCAAGGGAUCUGGUUUUGAGUGUUGCAGGAUCAUCUGCUGAAGUUGCACUGGCUGGUUCUUACCCCAAAGGU
Magnolia sinica is the source of this 1318-nucleotide messenger RNA. RefSeq lists its product as uncharacterized. The transcript is spliced from 7 exons. NCBI's taxonomy places the organism in Eukaryota, Viridiplantae, Streptophyta, Magnoliopsida, Magnoliales, Magnoliaceae. The record is from RefSeq and is a predicted model, not a curated record. Bases 415 to 1287 code for a protein of 290 amino acids.